Cuculus canorus (common cuckoo) is the source of this 5118-nucleotide messenger RNA. RefSeq names its product nephrocystin 4 (gene NPHP4). The record is from RefSeq and is a predicted model, not a curated record. The transcript has 30 exons. Gene Ontology annotation, cellular component: non-motile cilium; ciliary base; cytoskeleton. Lineage: Eukaryota; Metazoa; Chordata; Aves; Cuculiformes; Cuculidae. Gene Ontology annotation, biological process: protein localization to ciliary transition zone; negative regulation of canonical Wnt signaling pathway. The coding region runs from base 7 to 4320 and encodes 1437 amino acids.
GAGAGUAUGGCGGCGGAGCGUGGGGAAGGGCUCAUUGGCGACGGGGAGGUUGUGUCUGUUUCUCCGCUCGGGUCGGUCGGUCGGUCGGUCGGUCGGUCGGUCGCCUGGGUGACGCAGAGAGGUGACCUUCGGAGCAGGAGGAUGAGCGAGUGGGAGAGGGAGUUCCUACGGCACCUCGCUGUCCCUCCGCACUGCCAGCGCAGACGGACGCGCCCGCUGCGCUCCACGCCGUUCCGCUUUGUCCUCAAGUACCUGGAAGGGGCUGCGCUCACCCAGGAAGCCGAGUACCAGCUGCGCCUCACCCUUUUCGAUGCCACCUACCGCCACUUCUUCGGGAGGACGUGGAGAGGUGGCUGGAAAGCUGCCCGUGCCGCCUCGCCGCGCCCGGCCAGGGUGGCGUUCAAUGAGACUGUUUACUUCCACACCUCCUUGAACCACCCUGGCAUCACCGCGGUUGUGGAAGUGGUGGCAACAGCUGGGAAAGGCAAUGGGGUCUCUCAGCAUCUCUCCUGUGGCUUUGGACUCAUCCCCCUCUUCCGCAGCGGCUCGGAGGCGAUGGAUCCGGUCACUGAGGACAGAGCACUGAAGCUGUACCACGGGACACCACUUGCCUUACUGCACCCACACUUCCAGGAUCCCAUGGAAAAGAACAAAUACCUGAUGAUCAUGGAGAAGAGCCACCUGCAUUAUGCCCUGAAGCCCCACCAACCCCUGGAGAAGAUAUUUCACCUGCUUCCUGAAAACCUCCUGAUAUCAGGGCUGGAGACGGUUCCUGGCUUGCUGCCGGCACGCGGAGAUGCGAGUGACUGCUUGCAGAAGCCCCGGCUGAUGAAGCCUGUCACCUGCUAUCUGGAGAGGCUCUCCGUUCGGCUGUAUCCUUCCCUGGAGGAAUUUGAGGAAGAGCUGCUGGACUUACUGAACAGCGAUCGCUUGCUUCAGGCAAACACCGCACCGGAUGGUGAUGAGAUGCCUGUUCAAGAGCGACGGCUGCAUGUUGGUGUCCACAAUGGUCUGUGCUUCGUCCAGACGCCGCAGGUGGCCGUGCUGGUGCCAGAGUCGGAGACAUCGCGGGGCACCUUCUCGAGGAUGAUUGGCUCUGGAGCCAGGGGUUCAGGUCAAGCCCUGGUCCUGAGGAGCCGAAUCCACCUGAGCGAAUUGGUCCCUCACCCGGCAUUUGGGAUCUGCUUCCAGCUGGAGUAUGUCUUCUGCAGCUCGAGGAGAGCCGGUGGGAAGUCCCUGCCCGGCAGCGCCCGCGGCGAAGCAGCCAACAUGCGCUCCAUGCGCUGGGCCAUCUGGAGCCCCGUCCUGGGCACCGGUGAGGCGGAUGUGGUCCUGCCCCUGCGUGGUGGCGCCCACCGUGGCCCCUGCCAAACCUUGGUCUACCACAUCCCACCAAGCAGCAGGAGCUCCUGUCAGGGGAAGCACGUGGAAUCUGGGACUGUCCAAUUCCACGUUUCCACUGAGUCGGAGGAACAUCUUGUAACUGCUGCUGAGAUCCUACGUAAAGACAGGGACACGUCGGAGAAGCCUCCCACGCCGUCGCCGACUCCGUUGUCCCCCCAGCAAACAACAGGCUCUCCGCAUGGACCAGGGCUGUCAGUGUCCCAGCUCACGGCCUCGCCGUGGGGCAAGGACCAGCUCCCAGCACCGCGUGGCCACAGCUCUCCCAAGGAGCCGGGGAUCACUCACCUGGAGGUCGACCUCAGCUCGCUGGACGCAGAGCCCUGCGCAGAUGACCAACUGCGGGCACUGCCGUUUGCCCCACUGCAGGUGCCCAUCGCUGCCAUGGGGCUGCAGGCGGGCAGUUCUUGCACGCCGCUCUCCCGUGCCUCCCUGGCACGCCUGCACGCUGCAGGCUUCCCGGAGAUCCUGGACCACAACCAGGAGCCGGUGGGCAUCUCGGAGCUGGUGGAGCCGGGAAGUUUCAGCCUGCAGCUGGAGGAAGCUGACCCUCUGCAAGGCAACGAAAUAAUCCUGCAGUUCCUGGCUUUUGGCAGGGAUGUCCUGGACAGUGCAGAGGGGACUUGGCCAAAGACAGUCUUCCUCACCUUCCAGUUCUACCGUUUCCCACCGGUCACCACGCCGCGGCUGCAGCUGGUCAGCUCGGAUGGGGGCCCGGUGUCUGGGCCAGCUGUGCCGGCGCAGCUCCUUGUCCGGUUGAACAAGGAUGGAACCCUCAGCACUGGACCGCCGGGCUUGCAGCUGAAGUACAUGGUGGAUCCCAAUUUUCUGCGUCCUGGGGAGCAGCGCUGGUUUGUGCGAUACCUGGCUGAGCACAGCCUCCAGAUUGACGUUUGGGAUGGAGACUCCCUGCUCCUUGUUGGGUCUGCUGCUGUCAAACUGGAGCCCCUGCUGCGCCAGGGCCGGGCGGCCGUCAGGACCCACCACGAGCUGGAGGUGGCCACGACUGAGUACGAGCCAGAUGUGACGGUGCUCGGCCGGGAGGCUCUGCGGCACGGCGCCCUGCGGCCCCUCGGUGUCCGUGUGGCUGUGAGGGGCCGCCUCCACCUCUGCCUGGCCAACAUCGGCCACCCGUGCAAGGACACCCUGGCGCAGCUGCCAUCCCCGCCGCCGUCCCGCUCCCACCACGUGCCCACACCAGAUAGCGCCGGCAGCAUCCCGGCAGGCAGCUGGUUCUCCCUGAGCGCUGCUGGCGGUGGGCGAGUGUCCCGGGCACGGAGGCUGGCCGAGGUGGACGGUGAGCUGGCGGCUGUGCUGUGCAGCCUCAGGCCAGGGGCCAAGUCAGUUCCCCCGGGUGCCCCCAGCGAGGAUGCGGCCACGCGCCAGCGCAAGCUGCGGCGCAUGGCGCUGGUACGGCAGCAGGAGGAUGCCGGUGGCAGGAAGGUGUUCCAGCUCUCGCGGGAACGGCGCAUCCCACACAUGCGGGACCUGCAGAUCAUUGAAGCCUACUGGGAACAUAUCAAGGGCGAGGCCAUCUCCCAGAUGCUCAUCCAGGUCAUCACCGCCACCCACACUGUGCACGCCGUGCUGGGGACAGCACAGUUCUUCGAGUUUGCCUUGAAGAACCCUUAUGGCAUCCAGCACACCGUGACCAUCAAGAUUGACCACCCUGAGCUCAGCGUCAUACUGGACCCGAGGGAGUGGCGCCACUUCAAGGAGCUGACCAAGAGUGUUACGCCAGUUGAGGAGGAGAUGUUCCACCUCCGUGAUGACCUCAGGCCUCAAGUCUAUCUGCGCCCUCACGAGACUGUCCGCAUCCCCUUCAAAUACCAGACUUUCUCUGCAGACCCUGCAGUCGUCAUGGCUCAGGGGCCAACGGGGCUGAGAACUGGAGAUGACACGGUUGCCCACUCCUUGGGGAAGAGCGUGGCCGGGCAGGCAAAGCACAUCCAGGUCUCCUUCCAGGUGAGCAAGGGGAAGCCCAUCGCACUGCUGAGGGUGAAAGUGGAGCCACAGCCCCAUGUGGUGGACCAGACCUUUCGCUUCUACCAUCCCGAGCUCACCUUCCUGAAGAAGACCAUUCGGCUGCCCCCGUGGCACACCCUCCCCGGUGCGCCGGUGGGGAUGCCAGGGGGGGAGCCAGAGAUGUUUGUUCGCUGCAGCGACCCUGACAUCAUUUGUGAAACCAAAAAUAUGGGGCCCGGAGAGCCACAGGACAUCUUCUUAAAAGUAGCCGGAGGACCAAGCCCGCAGAUCAAAAAGUUCUUUGUUGCUAUUUAUAUGGACGCUUGGCUGGCGGCGCCUGUCCAGAUCUGGCAGUUCUACCUGCACUCGCUGCAGCGCCUGGACGUCAGCUGCACGGCUGGGCAGCUCACCCGCCUCUCCCUGGUGCUUCGCGGCACGCCGGCUCCGCGCAGGGUGCGAGCCUUCACCUCCCACCCCCAGGAGCUGCAGGUAGAUCCGGAUGGUGCUUUCCUCCUCCCCGCCAACGGCAUGCAGGAGCUGUACAUUGGCGUCAGGCCUCGGCGGGCCGGCAGCAGGUUCAUCUACCUCAACCUGGUGGAUGUGGAGUCCCACCAACUGGUGUCCUCCUGGCUGCUCUGCCUGUCCUGUCGGCAGCCCCUCAUCUCCAAGGCGUUUGAGAUCUCGCUGCCUGUGGGAGGCGGGAGAGGCUGCAACAAGCGCAUCACCUACACCAACCCCUACCCCUCGCCCAGGCUCUACUUCUUGUGCACCAACCGGCCUGACCUCCUGCAGUUCAAGGAGGAUUCCUUUGAGAUCGCUGGUGGGGAGGUGUACACCAUUGGCCUGCGGUUUGCCCCGAGCCAGAGCGCAGGAGAGGAGGAGAUCCUGAUUCACAUCAACGACCAUGAGGACAAGAACGAGGAAACCUUCUGUGUGAAGGUCCUCUACCAGUGAGGCCGCUCACCCACCGCAGCAGAGCAGCCAGUCUCCAGCACCGGCUCAGGGACACGUAUUUCUCUAAGACUUCUUAUCUAUGUUUUAUCCAAGUCUCCUUGGCUGUGUUGUUCGCAGACAGAGGCUCACGAGCCCAGUUGCUCGUAGUCCCCUCACUGAGCUGGGAGGUCUCGCUGGCUGCCGGGAUCCCCAGGCAUUGCCGCAAGCGCUGGUGGUGCCGCACAGCUCCAUCUGCUCUAAUCGCAGAGGGCAAAUGCGUUUGUUACCACACAGAAUGCCUUUAUUUUUGUUAAGCGUUGCUGUAUUUCAGCCGUGUUGUAGUAUUUUUUUUAACUUAAAAAAAAAUUGCGGAGCUGAUUCUGCGGGAUAUUUUUGAAGUCUUUUAUAUUCCAGUGAGUUUUGCACAGGCUGACACGGUUUUCUAGUGUUUUUAAUACUUUUUGCUUAUCCUUGAUCAAUUAAACUUUCACAGAACUGGCAGCGUGUGGCAGCAUUUUCUUCUGUGGGAGAUGGAAAACUUCAGAGUCUCUGUCUGGUGAAGACAAGUGCUGGUGGGGAGCACUGGGAAUCCCACGUGUCAUCCCCAGCUCCCUGGAGCAUCCCAGGGGCCGGAGCGGAGGCUGUGGAGUUAGAAUGACUGGAAAAUAAGAUUGAGCUGAGGGGCGAUGGCUGCAUCCCUGCGUGUGAUAGCGCAUCUCUUGGUGUUCAUCCGUGGCCAGGAUGCUUUCUGCUCACUGUGUGGAGGGGGAAAACCCAAGGAGGUCAAAAUCUGAACGAAACGCUUUAAUUCACCUGAGA